This is a messenger RNA of Vigna unguiculata (cowpea), 1718 nucleotides long. Its product is annotated as protein PAL OF QUIRKY-like. NCBI's taxonomy places the organism in Eukaryota, Viridiplantae, Streptophyta, Magnoliopsida, Fabales, Fabaceae. Gene Ontology annotation, molecular function: protein binding. The record is from RefSeq and is a predicted model, not a curated record.
UGUCACCACGAAUAGGCUUGAAGGCGCUUCUCGAAACUUUCGAAGCACCUUCACUCUCUCACCAUUUUCUCUCCUCGUCUCUUUUCCACUUUAUCCCCCACACACUACAAAAUUGGAUUUCAAUUUCUCCGAACCCGAACCAAAUAUGUUCAGAUCAGCUCAACCCGCUUCAAAACCUUCCAAAUCCACCAUGAAAUUCCUCUGCAGUUACGGCGGCAGAAUCCUCCCUCGUUACCCUGACGGCAAGCUCCGCUACCACGGAGGCCACACCCGCGUCCUCGCCGUCGACCGCUCUAUUACCUUCUCCGAGCUGCUGCUUAAGCUGGAAGAGCUCUGCGGUGCCUCCGUGAGGCACCUCCGCUGCCAAUUACCCUCCGAAGACCUCGACGCUCUUAUCUCCAUCACCUCCGACGAAGAUCUUGCCAAUCUCAUCGAGGAAUACGACCGCGUUUCAUCGCUCAAGAUCAGAGCCUUCCUCUCGCCGCCCACGCCGUCCAGAUCUACGAACAACGCUUCCAGUCCUCCUUCGAAAUCAGCUUCAUUAUCUUCCUCCUCAGCGUCAUCGUCGUCGUCUUCUUCGUCGUAUUGCAGUCCUACUGACAAAUCUGGUCGGAGUUACAGAACCUCGGCCCCGGUGGUCGACCGUUGCGUCCAUCAGAUGUCGCCGGCUCCUGCGCACCGGGCCGCUGUGGAUAAAUCGAAAUCCCCCCGGAGGAAUAUUCCUCUCCCGCGCUACGGUUACCACGGGAGCGGUGGCCAGGUUUACCUGAUCCACCACGGGAACCACUGGCAAUAACGUUACGGUCUCGUUUGGAAAGAAUAUUGAAAUGGAUGGACUAAGAUAAAGAAGCAGGCGUUAUUAUAAAAAAUGAAAAUGAUAAAAUGGACUCUUACGAUGAUUUAGAAUAUAGUUAAACGAAGAUAAAAAAAGAAGACGAAGGAGAAUGAAACGGGGUAAGGAAAGGAAGGAAAGGAAAGAGUCCUGUAUAUGUGUGAUGUAAAGUGGGACUGUAAAAAUCGCUGGCAAGGGUUGCAGUUUUAGCUUGUGAUCCUUGAUUGCCCAUUAAUGAAUUUCACUCCAAUUUCGUGUUUCGUUUCGCUCCGUUUUUCUAAUGAUGGUUUAACUGAGGAUCGGAAGAAAAUCUUGUACAUGAUGGCUUUUGGCGUGUUUCAAUUUUAUGUGUUCUGGCCCGAUUCAAAGUGUGGACUAUGCAAUGGACACGACAUGAUGGAUUCGUAUGAACACGAUUAAGGUUGGCAACUAUGUUGGAAACCCGUAGAUAGCAUGGGGGACCAGGCUCCAGUUAAAGAGAUAAAUGAACUUAUCAUAAUGAAAAAUUAAAACCUUCUCAUGACAACUGGCUCAUGCAUGUUCAAAGAACUUGAACUCAUAAGAUGAGAAUAUAUGGCACAAAACUACAAAUUGCUGGAGCCAACAUAAAAUGAGAAUAUUUUCCUUUUUCUGAAAAAGAAAAGAAAAGAGAGAGUAACAUAAAAGAACAAGAGAGAGAAAAAACUAAGAAUAGGCUCAUCCUUUCAGCAAUGCUAGAUUGCAGAUUUUAGAAAGAAGAUUUUGUGUUGGAAAUAAAAGGACCUCCACUCAUGUAACAUUCAAAGGGAAGAUUCCUCUCGCUUUCUUAGUUUUGGAAGAGAUUUGAGAGAUAUUUUACCCACCCAGUUACCCGAAAUGAAUGGAUUAGUUUAUUUAUUAUUGAAAA